GAUGCCAUGACCCCCACCCUCACGGCCCUGCUCUGCCUUGGGCUGAGUCUGGGCCCCGGGACCCGAGGGCAGCAAGGGACCCUCCCCAAGCCCACCCUGUGGGCUGAGCCAGGCUCUGUGAUCACCUGGGGGAGGCCAGUGACCCUCUGGUGUGAGGGGACCCUGGAGGCUGAGAAGUACCGUCUGGAGAAAGAUGGAAGCUCAGUGCCCUGGGACAGACAGAUCCCACAGGAUCCCAGGAACAAGGCCAAGUUCCCCAUCCCAACCAUGACACAGCACCAUGCAGGGCGAUAUCAAUGCCACUAUCACAGCCCUGCUGGCUGGUCAGAGCACAGUGACCCCCUGGAGCUGGUGGUGACAGGAUCCUACAGCAAACCCUGGCUCUCAGCCCUGCCCAGCCCUGUGGUGACCUCAGGAGGGAACGUGACCCUCCAGUGUGGCUCACGGCAGGGAUAUGGCAGGUUUGUUCUCACUAAGGAAGGAGGACACAAGCUCACCUGGACCCUGGACUCACAGCAAGACCACCAUGGGCAGUUCCAGGCCCAGUUCCCUGUGGGCCCCGUGACCCCCAGCCACAGCUGGACAUUCACAUGCUAUGGCAGUUACAGGAGAAGCCCCCAGGUGUGGUCAGAACCCAGUGACCCCCUGGAGCUCCUGCUCUCAGGGCUGUCCAGGAAGCCCUCCCUCCUGACCCAGCACAGCCCAGUCCUGGACCCUGGAGAGAACCUGACCCUCCAGUGUCACUCAGACAGUGGCUAUGACAGAUUUACUCUGUCCAAGGAGGGCGGACAGGACCUCCCACAGCUCCCUGGCCAGCAGCUCCAGGCUGGGCUGUCUCAGGCCACCUUUCUUCUGGGCCCUGUGAGAGGCUCCCAUGGGGGUCGGUACAGAUGCUACGGUGGACACAGGCUCUCCUCUGAGUGGUCAGCCCCCAGUGACACCCUGGACAUCCUGGUCACAGGACAGCUCCCUGCCACACCCUCCCUCUCAGUGCAGCCGGGUCCCACAGUGUCCUCAGGAGAGAACGUGACCCUGCUGUGUCAAUCAAGGAUCCAGUGGGACACCUUCCUUCUGGUCAAGGAGGGGGCAGCUGAUCCCCCCCUGCGUCUGAGACCAGAGUCCAGAGCUCCAGGGUUCCAGGCAGAAUUCUCCAUGAGAGCUGUGACCUCAGCCCUGGCGGGGACCUACAGGUGCUAUGGGUCUCAAAGCUCAUCCCCCUACCUGCUGUCACAGCCCAGUGCCCCCGUGGUCCUGGUGGUCUCAGGAGACACUGAGACCUUCCGCCCAUCACAGAACAGCUCAGACCCUGUGUCCACAUUCCCAGGCUCCUCUCCCCAGGAUUACACAGUGGGGAACCUCAUCCGGAUGGCCAUGGCUGCCUUGAUCCUGUUGGUCCUCGGGAUCCUGCUGUUUCAGGCUCAGUAUGACCAGAGAGGGACCCAAGAUGCAGCCAGGAGGUGAACAGCAGAGAACAGGCAGCACCCAGAGUGCAGAGUGGGAGAUGAAGGACCAUCCAGAGGUCUGCAGACCACCUGGCUCAGCUGGGGCUGCACCCUGACCCUGUCCAGGCAGCAAAGGUGGCUUGGUCAGGACGGCUGGGUGCUGGCUGCACAGUCUUCCCCACAGUGCUGUGAGCACACAGGGCUGGCCCACCGCUCUCUGCAGCCCUCCAGGAGCCUGUCCCCCUCGGGGGCUGUCUGUGCAGCUUCCCUGAAACACGGGAGGUGGAGCCACAGGCUGGUGUCUGAGGACUGAGUAACGGGUGCUGGUACUGUGGCAUGGCUCUGAAAAAGUCACGUGAAAAACCCGGGAGUCCUGC
Sciurus carolinensis (gray squirrel) is the source of this 1819-nucleotide messenger RNA. RefSeq names its product leukocyte immunoglobulin-like receptor subfamily A member 6. Gene Ontology annotation, biological process: cytokine-mediated signaling pathway. The record is from RefSeq and is a predicted model, not a curated record. Lineage: Eukaryota; Metazoa; Chordata; Mammalia; Rodentia; Sciuridae. The transcript has 8 exons. Bases 7 to 1461 code for a protein of 484 amino acids. Gene Ontology annotation, molecular function: inhibitory MHC class I receptor activity.